Molecule: messenger RNA, 3729 nt
Organism: Bactrocera tryoni
Lineage: Eukaryota; Metazoa; Arthropoda; Insecta; Diptera; Tephritidae
Exons: 3
Coding region: 1-3330 (1109 amino acids)
Molecular function (GO): protein binding
Source: RefSeq, a predicted model, not a curated record
AUGGGUAUGGAACGCCAACAGCAACAACACAGACGUACAAACGCCAGCAGUCAGAGCACCGAGCAAGGGCAAGGACAGCAGCGUCAACAAUCGCCUGCACCCGCCAGUUGCGAAGCUGUUACGCUUCGAGUGGCAAAUCCUAUAGACAACUCGACGACGCGUCAACGUCGCACGCGCGAAGACAACGUGAGUGGGCGGAAUCAGUUUGCUAAUCGUGUGUUGUGCCGAACGCCGCCGCCGGUCUACGAUUCACUGCCAGCUACACCACCGCCCUCGUACACGCCGCACAGCGCGGGUGUGGCUGCGGGUGUUGUUGGCGUGCCCACAGCUGAAGGCCGAGCCGUAGUCGGCGUUGAUGUACCCCAUAGAGCGGAAGUCUGGCAGCAAUGUCAAGCUUUCAGCGCCCCUCAUUGUGGCAAUAAUGUCGCAGAUUAUGUCGAAGUUUUACUGCCGGCCGGUGGUGUUGGAUAUCAGCAGCCGCUGGGGCAGCAACGAGCGCAGCAGCAAUUAGUGCAACUUGUCGAGAAUGUGGCACCAACAGUUGGCCAGCAGCAAGAGCAACAGUCAGAGCCAGGGUUUGAAGCACAAGUACAAGUUGGAGAACAACAGCAGCAGCAACUACAGCUACAACAACAACAACAGCAAAACUUGCGGCGCCGUAGACGUCUGCAUUUGCUGCAGCAACAGCGUUUAUCGAAUAUCAACGCGACGAGUACGGACAGCACGAGCAGCGGCAGCAACUGCAGCCUCAGUAAUAGAAACAAUAACAACAACAGCAACAAUUAUCAUUUCUACAGCGCCAAUCCGAUUGUUGGUGUCAGUGGCCCUGACGUCGGCGGCGGCGGUAGCAGCAGUGAUAGCGAAACCUACGCUCGCUUGCCAAUCGGAAGCGAACGACGACGUCAGCGUCGCCAACAGCGCAUUGGUCGUGGCUUAAGGGAUGCCUAUUGUCCCGACUUGCUUCACGCUUGUUCCUUAAUCCUACAUCAGCAGAACGAACCCACACUUGAACCCAACGAGACCAGCAACGACAGUUCCGUAAGCAAUUUCACAGCUACGCCACCACGUCGCACACACAGUCGUUGCUCUACAGAAUAUGUGGAAAUAGAUGAACUCCGUCCGGUGGCACGCGAUCGAGAGGGCGAACGAUUUAGAGAUCUACAACCCAACAAUUGGCAACCGCAGGUGGAACGUGCUAUUAGCACACCCGAACUCCGACCAUGCGCCUAUAAUGAGGGAGUUGUAGGCGUGUCUUUAAACCUGGAGGACACUGCAGGCAGGGAAAACGUCGAGUACCAAAGAUUAGCAACGAACUCAACGCAACGGGACAUGGGUCAGAACUUAAGCUUACGCCGGCCGCGUAUCUCACUGACUUGGGUAUUAAGAGAACAGCAACAACAACAGCAGCAACAGCAACAGGAGACACAAAACGAAAUACAAACGCCUCUGAAUGGCGAUGACGAGCCGACUACAACAAACUGCAAGCAGCUCGGCAAUGGCUCUGUAGAGACGCCAAAUAAUAAUAACGGUUGUGUAAACGGUUUGCUAACGACAAAACAACGCACCGAAGUGGUGCCAACACAGUUGACCACCACCUGCACGACGAAUACAGCUACUACCACAACAACAACGACAACGAAACGUUAUCGCCUCAAACAGCUGCCUGGCAGCACGGAUCCACUCAAUGGGUACGCGACCACACCCACCGCACAUAUGCCAGCCAAUGCAUUGGCACCACAGAAAUUCUUCAGCAAUCAAAAUUUAUUGGAAUAUCGAGAUAAAACUCGCGCCCCAUCACGCGAACUGCUCUUCGUCUGUACGCCACAGCGUUUGCCGAAAAGUUACGACAACAGUGAAGCGCUUUCGUUGGCCAAAAAGCGCAAUGAGAUACGUAAGCGGCUCGCAGCGAAGAUGGCAACACUGCAGGCGAAUGGCAGAGCCAAUGCGGACGGUGCUGAGGCCAAUCAAUUGGUCAAAAAUGGCUGUGGUGCAACGGUAGCAGUAGGUGGCGUGCUCACGCCCAACGGUAUUGUGCUCGAAAAAGAUGAACUAAAGUCGCUAAAGGGUACAUACUCCGAACCGAGCUUGAUCGCCGCCUCGGAAGGGCAACACCGUCGUCAUCGGCAUCGCAAACGGCGUGAACGUAAUCGUGGACCAAAGUUCGGCUAUGAGAUAAGCAAUGUGGAUGAGUUUCUGUCGAAGUGUUCGCUGGCAGCGCCCGGCAACAUACCAGUGGUGCUCUCUGCCGCAAGCACGUUGUACCAAACGCGUCCGGGUCAGCAUCAAAUUGAAAUUCCACUACCGCUUGGCAUGGUCGUAAAUGCGGUAUUCAAAAAUCAAAACUGGUUAUAUGUACAAACGCCACAUGCCGAGGAGGGCUAUGUCGUCUACUCGUGUUGUCUGCCGCUCGGCAUACUGCCACCGAAUGUGCGCAGCGGCGCCGCGGUUAACAACAAACCAGCACCUUGCUGGGAGUCCAACGGUGAUAUAUUUCCACGUCCCGGCGGCAAUAUGACCGACUCCGAGAAGGAGAUACGUCUGCGUGGUGGCACACGUUCCGAUGGUGCACGUACGCCACGCGGCAAGCGCGGCGAUGCCGUCGGCACCGAUGUGGAUACGGCGAAUGGCAAUGCCACGCCCAUUAUUUCCACAACCGCCUCCACGUGCGGCGAACAUCAGGUGGAUCGGCUCUAUUUGCGUGCGGCCUCACAGCCGCGUCUAGUCGAGAAAGCGUACGCGCAACUCAAGUCCACGAAGCAGGCGUUGGCGCUGCGUAAUGCCGGCAAUGAUGAAUACGUCACGCUUCAGCAACAACAACAACAUCAACAGCAGCAGCACAAGUCAAAGUUGCACGUGCAGAAACACAUGCAACAACAACAGCAACAGCUGCAGCAGCUGCAACACAAGCCGCUCAUCAACGGCUCGUAUAUAACGAACGGCCACAACGGCCAGCAUCUUCAUCCAAAGAAUACCAACAAUGCGGCGGCGUUGAGUGUGGCCUCAAAUGCCACGCCCAGCGUCACCAGCAUGUCACACAGCGCCAGCUUUGCGGCCAACUCAACCGCAAAUGGCAGCGUGAAGCACACCAAGUUACAACAACACGCCAGCGUGCUGCACAUUGCGAGUCGCAAGCAGCAUGGCUUGCGUCAGACGCUCGUCGCCAUCAACACCGACUACUCCACCGAGAGCAUUGUGCUGCACAAGGGCGAAAUUGUGACGCUCUGUGAGUGUCGUGAGUCCAAAGAUCAUCGCCAGUGGUUCUAUGUGCGCACGCGCGACGGACGCGAGGGUUACAUACCCGCCGAGGUGGCCGGUCAUGGCUACCUGUAGAUCCGCUAAGGGUCUUCAACAACAACCCCUACUAAUCAGUAACAAAAAAAAACGAAACUUAAAUGAUUUUUCUAGUUAUAAGUUGCACACACACACACAUUCCAGUCGCUUAGUUUGUAGCAGCUAAACAAACAUAUUACUUAAAUAUAAUAUUAAAAAUAAUCUAACAAUUUAUAAUAAUGAUUAUGAAACGAAAUAUUUAUCUGGUGCCCGAAAUGGGAGUGGUAUGUAUAUGAAAUACAUUUAAUUAUGCUUAAAAAGUGUUAAACUCUUAUGUAAUUUAAGUAUAGAAACGUUGUUUGUAUGUAUGUGUAUGAACUUAAGAUUAAUUGCAAUGAAAACUGUUUACAAAAAUUAAAUAAAUUAUCACUCCAUCAUCAUAACAAUUCAAAAUCAGUA